AUGACCACAAAAAAUUUACUUGAAGAAUACGAAGAAAAACGUGAUUUUAAAAAGACUCGUGAACCAAAACCAGUGUAUGAUGAAAAGAGUACGAACGAAUAUCGAUUUGUUGUUCAAGAACAUCAUGCUUCAAUACUUCAUUUUGAUUUUCGACUUGAAUAUAAUGGUGUUAUGAAAAGGUCAAUACCAAAAGGACCAAGUCUUAAUCCUCGUGAUAAACGUCUAGCAAUAAUGGUAGAAGAUCAUCCAAUACCUUAUAUGAAUUUUGAAGGAAAAAUACCAGAAGGAGAAUAUGGAGCAGGUGAAGUACGAACAUGGGAUAUUGGAACGUAUGAAUCUUUGAAUGAUAAUGAUGUUGAUUCAGGAAUAAAACAAGGAAAACUAACAUUUAGACUUCAUGGCAAAAAAUUACAAGGUGAAUUUUAUAUGAUUCGAUCACGAUUUGGAUCAAAACAACGAGCAAAUCAAUGGCUUUUAAUAAAAAAGAAAGAUGAAUUUGCGAAUGAACAUUUUGUACUUGAACGUAUACUUGAUUAUGGUUCACGACGAGAUUUACAAUCAUCAACUACUACUACUGCUAACAAGAAACGACAACGACAAUCGACAACAAAAUCACCUACACGAACAGCAAAAAAACGUUAA
Rotaria sp. Silwood1 is the source of this 642-nucleotide messenger RNA. The record is from the annotation of a GenBank genome assembly. Lineage: Eukaryota; Metazoa; Rotifera; Eurotatoria; Philodinida; Philodinidae.